Peronospora belbahrii is the source of this 1467-nucleotide messenger RNA. Lineage: Eukaryota; Oomycota; Peronosporomycetes; Peronosporales; Peronosporaceae. The record is from the annotation of a GenBank genome assembly.
AUGGCUGGUAAGCGGAAGAAGACUCAUUGGAGUGUGCGGCGCAAGCAGAAGCAGACGCGUCGUGAUCAACAGCAGGACGAUGAACAGCAGAAGAAACAGAAAGACGACAAUAUUGACCGCCGUGUUAAUACGUCCGAAUCGAUUCAUCCUGGCUCUUAUGCAGUGCACCGUGAGCACGCAAUUCCCGACACGAUAUCGCUACCACCCAAGCGUCGUUAUGGUCUGUGGUUGGCAUUUUGUGGCAAGAGUUACAGUGGUAUGCAGAUCAAUGAAGGUGUAAAGACUAUUGAGGCAGAACUAGAGCGCGCUUUGUUUGAGGCUGGAGGUAUCGCUCCAACAAACUAUGGCUUUCUGCAGAAAAUUGGCUGGAGCCGCGCAGCUCGUACGGAUAAGGGCGUUCACGCCGCAGGUCAAUUAGUAACGGCAAAGCUUCAUGUGAAUGAUGACGUCAUUUCGUUUGUUGCUAAGGUAAAUGCUGCACUUCCUGAAGACAUUCGAGUGAUACAGAUGGUCACUGUCACCAAACAUUUCAACGCAAAAUUAACGUGCGACCAGCGAACGUACGAGUACCUUGCGCCCACUUUUAUCUUUGGAAGUCGUUCACGUCCUAUAGCCUCAAAUGAUGCUGCAAAGACCGAAGAUAACGCAAUGACGCAAUGCCCGCUAGAUUUGCACAACUCGGAGGAAGGUUUUUACCGCAAUUUGGUGGUAGAUAACACGACACUGGAGAGUCACAAGGCUUUUCGAAUGAGUAAAAAGAUGCUGGAAGAGCUUAAUCUCACGUUAAGGAAGUACGUUGGAACCCACAAUUUUCACAAUUUUACGUCCAAAAUGGAGCCUACCAACCCUCAGGCAAAUCGCUUUAUCAUUUCGUUUGAAGCUGACUGCCCAUUUGUUCAAAAUGACAUGGAAUGGGUGCGCUUGCGUGUGGUUGGACAGAGUUUUUUGCUACAUCACAUUCGUAAGAUGAUUGGCACUGCCGUGGAGAUCGUCUCAGGUGUUGCUGACCCAUCAACCAUCGAGCGCGCUAUGAAGUUGACGAAGAUAGAUUUGCCGAAAGCUCCGAGCGUGGGAUUGUAUUUGGCGCAAGCACACUUUGAGGUGUACAAUAUGAAGAUGGCAGAAUCCAUUCAGACGACACACCCACCGCUUGAUCUGAAGGACCCUGUGGUGGUUGAAGCAGUCGAGAAUUUUAAGCGUGACUUUAUCUUUGACCACAUCAUAAAGCAUGAAGAACACACCCGUACGUACGCGAAGUGGUUGCGAACGAUGGAGUUGCUGCCAUUUGACUACCUUUCAAAACCUUAUCUUGAGUGGAGACGCGAGAAAGAAGAGGAGACCGCUCGUGAUGACCGUACAGGUAGGCGUGAGAUGGCCAAGGUAGCGCGUGGAGAAAUUGCUGCUCAAGUUGACAGCGGAUUGGAGCCAAAAGCAGUAGCAAAAGCAGAGGCAUUUAUUGCUGACUGA